GACAACAGAACGAACCAUAUGCUCAGCGUCUUGACCUUGGGUGGGUCAUUGUUGGAAGUGUGUGUCUCGGGGGUGCGCACAAGCCAACUAGCAUUAGUUGCUACAGAACCAAUGUCCUCCAGAAUGGACGAGCUUCAGUUUGUAGCCCAUGUAAGAGUACAAUCCAGAUUAAAGAGAAGUUCAGCUACCAAAGUCCAAACUUGAGUUUGCAGAGCUCCAUGCUAAAAAUGGAUAUUGAGGCAGACGAUCUUGGCAGACGAGUGUUUCAAAGAACGCAGCAUGACGACAAGCUAGCUCUGUCAAUUGAAGAUGAGAACUUCCUGGAAACACUAGAGAAACAAGCCUAUAGAGACAGCUCCAACACAUGGGUUGCCCCCUUACCCUUCAGGAAACCACGGAACCUUCUACCAAAUAACAAAGCUGAAGCCUUGAGGCGUCUCUCAUCCCUCCGGCGAACGUUAUAUAAGAAGCCUAAGAUGCAAGAACAUUUCAUUAAAUUCAUGCAAAACAUGUUUGAUGAAAAACAGGCUGAGCCAGCUCCACCACUUCAAGACAGUCAGGAGUGCUGGUACUUACCUUUUUUUGGGGUUUAUCAUCCUCAAAAGCCAGACAAAAUUAGGGUAGUGUUUGACUCUAGCGCCAAACAUGAAGGUGUUUCUCUCAACAGCGUGCUGAUGAGUGGACCAGAUCUAAACAACAAUCUGGUGGGAGUCCUAAUUCGUUUCCGCAAAGAACCUGUUGCAGUCACCGCUGAUGUGCAGCAGAUGUUCUACUGCUUCACAGUCUCAGAGGAGCAUCGAGACUACUUAAGAUUUUUAUGGUAUUCAGACAACGACCUUCAAAAGACAGUGAAAGAGUUUCGAAUGACUGUACACGUCUUUGGCAACAGUCCGUCGCCAGCAGUUGCAAUUUACUGCCUAAGACGAGCUGCCCUGGAAGCAGAGGAUUCCAACACUGAUGCAAGAGACUUUGUCAUGCGGAACUUCUAUGUGGACGACGGGCUCGCUUCGUUCCCGACGGAAGCAGAGGCCAUCAAUGUCUUACAAGCAUCCCAAGAAAUGCUUGCUGAGUCUAACAUCAAGCUUCAUAAGAUAGCCUCCAACAGCAACAUUGUCAUGCAGGCAUUUGAUCCAGCAGACCGAGCCAAAGAACUGAAAGACCUGGAUCUAGGAGUAGAACCACUCCCGCUUCAAAGAAGUCUGGGUCUCAGCUGGAACCUUGAGUCAGACAGCUUCACCUUCUCUGUUUCCCAUGAGGAGAAGGCUGUCACUAAAAGAGGUAUUCUGUCAACGGUUAACAGCUUGUUUGAUCCUUUGGGAUUUGCUUCACCUGUCACAAUUGGAGGAAGAAACAUAAUGAGAGAACUAUCUCUUGAACACUAUGACUGGGAUACUCCACUCCCAGCCGCAAAACAGGAGAAAUGGAAGCUCUGGAGGGAUUCAAUGAAAGAACUAGUGCAACUCCAGAUUCCCAGGUGCUACGUUCCUGUCUCUCUGGCUAAACAGACACAGUACAGAGAGCUCUGUGUGUUUUCAGACGCAUCAAACAUCGCCAUAGCUGCUGUGGCCUAUCUAAAAGCAGUCAGCACUACAGGAGACUGUCAUGUUGGGUUUAUUAUGGGUAAAUCCAAGCUAGCUCCACGUCCAGCUCAUACUAUCCCACGUUUAGAGCUGUGUGCAGCUGUCUUAGCCGUCGAGUUGGCAGACUUCCUGAAAGAUGAACUGGACAUUGAUGUGCAUGCAGUGAAAUUCUACACAGAUAGCAAAAUCGUGUUGGGCUACAUUCACAAUACCUCACGCCGAUUCUAUGUAUAUGUUUCCAACCGAGUUGUACGGAUAAGGAAGUCUUCACAUCCACACCAGUGGUCUUAUGUCAACACUGAGGAAAAUCCUGCAGAUCAUGGCACACGGCCAGUAACCGCUGCAGCUCUCAAAGACACCAACUGGUUCUCUGGGCCAUUGUUUUUGUCAAACUCUCAGCCAGAAGCCACCACUCAGACAGACAACUUCGAGUUGGUGCAUCCGGAUGUGGAUCAAGAGAUCCGACUUGAGGUAACAACCUAUAUUACAAAGGUGACAGGAAGUCUUCUCAGAUCCCACAGAUUUGAGAGAUUCUCCACCUGGAAGUCGCUGACAAGAGCAGUUUCCAGGCUGAUUCAGGGAGCGAGAACUGCAUUGAAAACUCCGAUUGUCUGUGGUGCUAGAGAAAGUGAAAGUGCACAAGCUACAACAGUAAUUAUCAAAGCUGUGCAGCAAGAUUUCUUCUCAAAAGAAGUCCAAUGUCUUUCAAAAGGAGAUCCAAUUCCAAAGCAAAGCUCAUUAAUAAAGCUGACCCCAUUCUUGGACAAGGAUGGACUGUUGAGAAUUGGGGGCCGCACAUCCUCAGCAAACUUGCCCUUUGAUGACAAACACCCUUUAAUCAUUCCCAAAUCUCACGUUGCUACCUUGUUGGUAAGACACUAUCACGAGCAAGUCGCACAUCAAGGAAGACAUUUCACAGAAGGUGGUGUUAGAUCAGCUGGACUGUGGCUAAUUGGGGAAAAGAGACUUGUGUCAAAUGUGAUACAUAAAUGCAUUUUCUGCAGGAAAUUAAGAGGGAAACUGGAGGAACAAAAAAUGUCUGACUUGCCACAGGACAGACUUUCUCCAGAACCACCGUUCACACAUGUCGGCUUAGACAUUUUCGGCCCAUGGACAGUGAUCGCCAGAAGAACAAGAGGAGGUCAUGCUGAAAACAAACGUUGGGCAAGCAUGUUCACGUGCUUGAGCACCAGAGCGGUGCACAUUGAAGUGAUAGAGUCCAUGACCACGGCAAGCUUCAUUAAUGCACUCAGACGUUUUGCAGCAAUCAGAGGACCUGUGAAAACACUUCGUUCUGAUCGAGGUACAAACUUCAUCGGGGCCUGCUAAGAACUCAGUUUUAACACCGAUGACUCUGAUUUGAAAACUUACCUUCAAAACAACAAAUGCACCUGGACCUUCAAUCCCCCUCACUCCUCUCACAGGGGUGGAGUGUGGGAGAGAAUGAUCGGUGUUGCAAGACGUAUCCUGGAUGCUCUUCUCCUAAAAAAGAAAACAUCCCUCCUCACACAUGAAGGUCUUAUCACUCUGAUGGCAGAGGUCACUGCUGUUAUGAACUCCAGGCCCUUGGUGCCUAUAUCUUCUGAUCCAGAAGAACCAGCAGUUCUCACUCCAUCGAUGUUGCUGACACAGAAGGUGGAGUCGCUGUCAGCUCCUGUUGGAGAUUUUGAUGCCAACGAUCUGUCCAGCAAGCACUGGAGGAAAGUUCAGGGCCUUGCUGAUGCAUUUUGGAGAAGAUGGAGACUGGAGUACUUGGCCACACUUCAACCCAGGAGGAAGUGGCAUGCUGUGAAACGUGACCUGCAGGAAGGAGAUGUUGUCCUUCUUAAGGACGCACAGGCCAAAAGAACAGACUGGUCGACUGGACUUGUUGUUAAGACUAUACCUAGCCAAGAUGGUAGAGUGCGGAAAGUUGAAGUUAAAGUAGUCAGACAGGGUACACCUAAAGUUUACUUGAGGCCUAUCUCAGAAAUAGUUUUUCUCUUUGAUAAUCCCAGUACAUAGUGGUAUAAAGUGUUAUACCAGGCGAGGAGUGUGCUGCCUCUGUUCUUGUUGCUAUGCACCACCAGGUGGCGCUUCAUAGUUUGGCCUUGGUUAUAAUUCCUGAUGUGAGUUUUGAGCCUUGCAGGCAUCCGUAGCUACUUCCUGUUCUGUUCUGCAACCAACAAGUGAAUUCGUGGCAGAGUCUUCAGUUAUUAUUGUUGUUCCCCGUUUUCUCAAGAGUGAGGAAAAUAUAUGCCUUUUUACAGUAUUCAUGUGGAGACAAUAAAGCGUGGCCUGAACCCACAAAACGUUGUCUUUUUUAUGAAGACUGUUCACUACCUGCCAACUUAACAAGACGUUGGGGAGGGCAGAAUAACCCACACUCCCGACCUCCACACUCCGUUCCGCCCAGCCCACUCGCUACCCUCUGAUCCCCGGCUCCACUGCUCUGUCCCCGGACUCCUCUCCUCCACACCACCCCGGAUUCCCCUCUGGCUUGUCACCCCUCCACGAAUCCCUCACCUUCCCUCAAUAAAUCACUCUCUUUACCUGCCUCUGCGGCGUGUUCUCUGUUCGGGUUCUCCUGCUCGUAAACGUGACAAUGAUGGUUUAGCUGUUCACCUAAAACGUGCCAGAACUAAAUGAUCCCUUUACUGUUGACUCUUUAAUCUUCAGCAGGUCAGGUGGUAGAGUGAACGGGUUACACUGCUGCAUCUGCAUUGGUGGUUCUGCCUGCCAUGGUUCCUUUGGUUUGGUAAAACAGAGAACCUGGGGGUCCAGGUGGUAGUGCUGACUGUUAGGUUGGAUGUCAUUUGUCUGUAGUUGUGUGCAAUAAGUUUCCAUCCAUCCUGAUAUGUGGGCUGAGUUCCACAGGCAUUACAUUACAGUACAACCCCCCUCAUAUUUAUUGUUUAAUUCAAGACCCCCUGCAGUCAAAAUCAACUUUUCAACGUCACUAACAUGUUCACAUGGAGUUUUAAUAAACUAGAGCAGGGAUGUGCAAAAAAGUAUGUUCUGAAAAUGUUCAAGGUAUUAAAGAAUGAUCUUUUUACAAAACAUUACGAACA
Molecule: messenger RNA, 4630 nt
Organism: Acanthochromis polyacanthus (spiny chromis)
Lineage: Eukaryota; Metazoa; Chordata; Actinopteri; Pomacentridae
Exons: 2
Coding region: 219-2909 (896 amino acids)
Molecular function (GO): nucleic acid binding
Source: RefSeq, a predicted model, not a curated record